This is a messenger RNA of Cyphomyrmex costatus, 1505 nucleotides long. RefSeq lists its product as uncharacterized. The record is from RefSeq and is a predicted model, not a curated record. Lineage: Eukaryota; Metazoa; Arthropoda; Insecta; Hymenoptera; Formicidae. The annotation marks the transcript as partial. The transcript has 2 exons. Gene Ontology annotation, molecular function: DNA binding; nucleotide binding; DNA-directed DNA polymerase activity. Gene Ontology annotation, biological process: DNA replication.
UGUCCGAGAGCGAUUACGCGCACGCCGAGAACGUGUGGCAGCGGUUCUCCGUGCGAACGCUCGGAGAGUACAGUGAUCUCUACUUAAAAACUGACGUCCUGUUGUUGGCCGAUGUGUUUGAGAACUUUCGCGACAGUUGCGUCGCGAGUUACGGUCUCGAUCCCGCGCAUUAUUAUACCCUGCCCGGUUUCACGUGGGACGCGAUGCUUAAACACACGCGCGUGAAGUUUGAGUUGCUCACAGACAUAGAUAUGGUGAUGUUCGUCGAGCGCGGCAUACGCGGCGACCUCAGUCAGUGUUCCGGCAGAUACGCGCGGGCCAAUAACAGGUACAUGCAGGCGUACGACCCGUCGGAACCGUCGUCGUACCUUAUGUAUUACGACGUCAACAACCUGUACGGCUGGGCGAUGUGCCAACCGUUGCCCUACGCCGACUUUGCAUGGGUCGACGACGCGCACAAUUUCGACUAUACUACCGUCGCGUUGGAUUCGCCCACCGGGUACAUCCUCGAGGUGGAUCUCGAGUAUCCGCGGCGUCUCCACGACGCGCACGCCGACCUGCCGUUCUGCCCGACGCGCGCGAAGCCGCCCGGCAAGCGGGACGACAAGCUUCUCGCGACGGUACGCGACAAACAACGUUACGUCGUCCACUACCGCAACCUGCAACAGUGCACGCGUCACGGUCUUCGCGUAACAAAGAUCCAUCGAGUGUUGCGAUUCGCGCAAUCGGCCUGGCUCCGCGACUACAUCGAACUCAACACGCAGUUUCGAACGCGCGCGAGGAACGAUUUCGAGAAAAACCUGUACAAACUUAUGAACAACGCGGUGUUCGGCAAGACGAUGGAGAACGUGCGCGAACGCGAAACUAGUGACGACGUGGGAAGGACGGUAUGGCGCGGAGGCGUUGAUCGCGAAACCGAAUUUCCACAGCUGCAGCGUCUUCGCGGAGAACCUGAUAGCGGUCGAAUUGCGAAAACUAGAGGUGAAAUUCGACAAGCCGAUCUACGUGGAUGCAAGAUCGUGUGCACUGACACAGACAGUCUGAUCUACCAUAUAGAGUGCGACGACGUGUACGAAACCAUGAAACGCGACAUCGACAGAUUCGACACGAGCGACUAUCCCGCGAACAACGCGUACGGUAUGCCUCUCGCGAACAAGAAGGUGCCCGGUCUCAUGAAGGACGAGAACAACGGCGCCAUCAUGACCGAGUUCGUCGGACUCAGAGCGAAGAUGUACGCGCUGCGCGUCGACGGACAGAGGGACACGAAGAAGGCGAAGGGGGUGAAGAGCAGCGUCGUAGCGCGGACGACAUCGUUCGAGGAUUACACCCAGUGCCUGAAGGAGGACAUCGAAAUAACGCGCAGGCAGGCGUGCAUACGAUCCAAGUUACACCGGGUGUACACGGUGUCUGAGAAGAAGAUCGCUCUGAGUCCGUACGACGACAAACGGUACGUUGUACCGGACUCGACGAACAUACUACCGUGGGGGCAUUACCGGAUAGUGUAG